Molecule: messenger RNA, 2967 nt
Organism: Engraulis encrasicolus (European anchovy)
Lineage: Eukaryota; Metazoa; Chordata; Actinopteri; Clupeiformes; Engraulidae
Product: transcription factor SOX-13-like
Exons: 14
Coding region: 836-2854 (672 amino acids)
Biological process (GO): regulation of transcription by RNA polymerase II; cell fate commitment
Cellular component (GO): nucleus
Molecular function (GO): RNA polymerase II cis-regulatory region sequence-specific DNA binding; DNA-binding transcription factor activity, RNA polymerase II-specific; protein binding
Source: RefSeq, a predicted model, not a curated record
ACGGCCAUCCGGGUACUUUGCCCUUUAAUGUGCGUUACACCCCUUUUUGGGGGAAAACAAACAGAAUGUAUCAUUAACUUACAUGAAACAUCGGCUAGCUUUAAUUAACAUCGUCCAUGCUUCACAACACGUUUUCAACAUGUUGAGCGUGAACAAGGCUAGUCUACACUCCCUACCUUUCGUUUAUGCUUUCCCAACACCACCAAUUGACUUGCAUUGGCUUAUCUCCCAAUGUUUUCUUGCAAAAAGGGGCAUAACGCACACGUCACGCCGUUUAUACGUACAUGGCAUGUUCAACUGCUCUUCAAAUGAAUUUAUGUAAUGUCACCUCAAAGAUUUGUGAUUUCCUAUCUUUGUGGUGGUGUGUAGACAUUAAGUUCUCUAUGAAAGCCAUGUAAAAAUUCAAUCUAAAAAUGUAAUCGAUCCUAAUGAAGUUAUGACGAAUUUAUACAUCCAUCCAAGUCAAAAGAGUCACAAAAUGCUGUAGAAAAAGAAUUGUAACAUUGUCAGAAAGGAGAAAAAGCAAAAAAACAAAAAACAAAGCUGAAUGUUUGAUUUCAUAGGCCCUCUGCACAGAGAAGCCUUUUAGCAGCUGGUUUGACAUUUUAUGCAAAUCUGCAUGCCAUGGCAUACAAAAAGGUUCCACUCCAGCUUGAUGUUGUAGUUCAGCACACAGGGGUAGUGGUGGACAUCAGCACUGUUGUGUCUGCGUUGUCUGUCUGUAGACGUAGGUCCGUGCGUUGUGUGUAGACGUACUGUAGGUCGGUGCGUUGUGUGUAGCUGAAGUCGUGUGCGUUGUGAGUAGACACAGGUGUGUACAGUACGUGUUCAUUUCAUGUCUACAUCUGGCAGCAGGAUGGCCUGCAUCCCUAGCCAGCAGCUUUGGCAGCCCACCGCGAGACACCUUGGCUUGGCAUGUGUGCCCCCACCUACCAAUCACCCCAUCUGCAGGAUGUGCGAGCCCAGCCCUCCCGUGUUGCGUCCCUACGCCAGUGAUGUGACCAUGGUGGGAGUCAGCAUUAAGCAGGAGGAGGAGGAGUCCAGUGGAGGAGGAGGAGGAGGAGGAGGUGGAAGUGGAAGUGUGGACGAGGGGAGGGAGCCGCAGCGCUCGUCGCCCGUGGAGCGCUGGUCCUCUCCGCUGGCCAUGGAAAGGGCAGACGAGAAGACGUCACCCCCCAGCCGCCUUCCCACUUCUCAAGAGUGCUCUCCGCUGAGGGAGCAGGAGCAGAGUCUCAACAGGAGCUUUGAGCGGCAGGACGUCCAGCCCAAUGGCAGCGAAGGGAUGCCAGUGAUUGAGAAGCUGUUGAGCUGUGACUGGAGGGAGAAGCUGCUGGAGAAGAGCUCCCCUGGAGGCAGCAGUCUGAGAGGUACGCCGGAGAGCCUGGCGGAGAAGGAGCUGCAGCUGCAGAUGAUGAUCCAGCAGCUGUCGGGGCUGAGGGAGCAGCUGCUGGGGGCCCACUCAGAGCAGAGGAACAUGGCCGCCCUGCUGCUGGAGAAACAGCAGCAGCAGAUGGAGCUGGCCAGACAACAGCAGGAGCAGAUUGCCAAGCAGCAACAGCAGCUGAUUCAGCAGCAGCACAAAAUCAACCUCCUGCAACAGCAGAUACAGCAGGUGAAUAUGCCGUAUGUGAUGAUCCCGGCGUUCCAUCCCAGUGCCCAGCAGCUGCCCCUCACCUCUGAGGCACAGAUGGGCCUGCCCAUACAGCCCAUACCCUGCAAGCCAGUGGAGUAUUCCAUGCCUCUUCUCCCGAGUCCUCACACCCCCUCCCUGAAGAGGUCCAGUGGCACAGCAUUUCGACAGGAGAGCACUCAGCCUCUGAACCUGACGGCCAAGCCCAAGGGUCUGGAGGUGGGCAAGACCCCAAGUCCCCAGGCCCUAGAGAUGGCCACUGCCCACCUGCAGGGCGGCUACCGGCACCGGGAGCUCCCCAGUCCCCAACGCCCCCCACUCAGCCUCAGCUUCCUGGGAGAGGGGGAUGUGGUGACCCAGGCGAUCCAGGAGGCGCAGCAGCUGCUGAGGGGUCAGAGAGAGAGGGAUAGAGAUCGGGAGAGGGAGAGGGAGCGAGACGCCUCCAACAGGCCGGGCGAUUACAAGGAGGGGUCGCGGGGUGAGCGCCUGACCCCGUCUGAGCGCGGCGAGGAGCGACAGGUGCUGAGGGGGGCCGAGGACCUCAUCUGCAGCGACUCUGAAGGGCCGAUGUCCAUGGGGCUGGGGGAUAGUCGCGCGACCCCCUCGGGCCACAUCAAGCGGCCCAUGAACGCCUUCAUGGUGUGGGCCAAGGACGAGCGCCGACGCAUCCUGCAGGCCUACCCAGACAUGCACAACUCCAGUAUCAGCAAGAUCCUGGGCACGCGGUGGAAGUCCAUGUCCAACCAGGAGAAGCAGCCGUAUUACGAGGAGCAGGCGCGGCUGAGCCGGCAGCACCUGGAGCGCUACCCGGACUACAAGUACAAGCCGCGGCCCAAGAGGACCUGCAUCGUGGAGGGCCGCCGCCUGCGUGUGGCCGAAUACAAGGCCAUGAUGAAGAGCCGACGCCAGGACCAGCACCGCUCGGGAUACGCCACCAGCCAAUUAGAGCAGCAGCUGCACUACUCCGCGCCACCUGCCGACAGCCAAUACCACGCCACGCCGGUCUCCAUGGCAAUGCCUCUGCACUCAGCCCUGCUGGAGCACUACCUCCCACCACGCAGCCUGGACACAGUCGGGCCGUCGCCGGUCCGAGACCCCGCCGGAAUGGCCGACGGAGCCCCAAGGGGCGGGCCCAGAGAGACGCAGAGACAGCCCUACAGCGAAGGGGACGACAGCGACACAGGGGAGCGCAGCGAAGGAGAACUGGUGGUCCUCACUGACUGAAACCUGCUGGAGGAGUGUGUGUGCGUACAGUGUGUGUGUGUGUGUAUGUGUGUGUGUGUGUGUGUGUGUGUGUUAGAGAGAGAGAGAGAGAGAGAGAGAGAGAGAGAGAGAGA